Molecule: messenger RNA, 945 nt
Organism: Linum tenue
Lineage: Eukaryota; Viridiplantae; Streptophyta; Magnoliopsida; Malpighiales; Linaceae
Source: the annotation of a GenBank genome assembly
AUGGCGGAUGUGGCGGCACUCUUCACCAGCAUGGUCUCCACUACCAUGACAAUGGCGAUCACCAAGCCUUUCUCAAUGGGCCUCUCGUUGUUCGUGUUCGCCUUCCGAGCCGCGUUCCUCGUCAUCAACACAUGGGCAGAGCUUAUAGCGGCUUCAAUCAGCUUGCAUCUUCGAUUGUUCAGGAGCGCCGUCAUUUGCAUCAUCGCUCUUGCCUCUCUUCCCUUUCGGGUUUUGACCGCCUUGGGCAGGCAGAGAAUGUUGGAGGAGCAGCUGGCUGUUGUGCAGGCAGAGUUGGAGAAUGUCAGCUGGGAGAGGAAGGUACUGGAAGAUCACCUCCGGGCUGCGAUUAAGGAAUGCAAGAACUUGGAUUCGUUGUUGGCAGAAGCUGAAGAUGAAAGUGACAAGUUGAUAACCAAGCUUGAACUGAUGGAGAGGGAGUUGCAUACUCUGAAGGUCGAGAAUCAUCGGUUAAAGACGAUCCAGCGCGAGCAGCUACGAACCACCUUGGGAGGCAAUGCAGGGGAGGAGGAUGAGAGAAAGCACAUUGCUGAUGAGAAUGCUGCUGACAUUUCUGAACAAGCAGGGGAUUCGGACGCGGUGGGUGGUGAUGAGGUAGUGUUGAUGGAGCAGAGAGACAUGGCGGUGUCGCAGAGCGUGCUAAGCGCGGUGCUGUCUCUAACCGUUGGGAUGAUCGUGUGGGAAGGGAAGGACACGGUGAUGCCGCUGGUGGUGGCUCUCUACACCGUCGUGGGGAUGUCGAUGAGGAACGUGUUGAAGUUCUUCUCGACGAUCAGGAACAAGCCGGCUUACGAUGCUGUUGCUCUCCUGAGCUUCAACUGCUUCAUCCUCGGAACCCUUACUUAUCCUACCUUGCCUAAGGUGGUUCGGAUUCUCGGAUCGCUGGCAUCGACUCAUCUCAGCCGGCUUCUUGAAAAGCUAAGCUAA